AUGGCGCAAUCCCCGCCAAUAUAUGAGGGCUCACGCAAAGUGGGCCCAAACCUGUUUCAGGAAUUAAGUUCCGACACCGAUGACUGCUCAUCCAUGGAUGAAAAUGGGUUCAAGAAACCUAGAAGCGAGAGGAAGAAGGAGAAAUCCAAAAAGAAGAAAGAGGAGAAAUCGAAGAACGACGCAGAAGCGAAGAAGGACGGAGAAAAUCCAAUAGCAGAGCCCAUGGAUGAUGAGGCAGAGCAGGCAGUCAGAGGCACCACCAAACGAGCGAAACCGAAAGAGAGUGAAGCCGACGAAAACAAGAAAGAGAAGGUACUCAAGACGAAUGAGCAAGAAGAGAUGAGGAAAAUGCUAGAGGCGAUGACGGCAGAGAGAGACCAACAAAGAGCCGAAAACGAGAAACUAAGGAUCGUAAUCCAAGAACAAAAGGAAGAGAUGAAGCAAAUAGUUUGUAAUGAAUUUUUAGACCAGCAUCCAGAACUGGAUUUUUUCGAUGCGAGUUGUAAAGAUAUUCAGAAACUUCUGGUGGGCUGGGAUAAUUUUCAGAUGCAAUUAGAAGUUAUAUAA
This is a messenger RNA of Diabrotica virgifera virgifera (western corn rootworm), 567 nucleotides long. RefSeq lists its product as uncharacterized. The record is from RefSeq and is a predicted model, not a curated record. Lineage: Eukaryota; Metazoa; Arthropoda; Insecta; Coleoptera; Chrysomelidae. Bases 1 to 567 code for a protein of 188 amino acids. The transcript has 2 exons.